CUGUAGCCAUUCAGAACUUUUAAUAGCAGAGCUCUGGACAUUUCUUCAUUGUCGGGACCACGUCCAUUUUUUCCAGUCUGAUCUAAUCUAUCUGUUUCUGAGUGCAGCAGCUAAUAUCAGAUUCUGAUGUGGUCCGAUGCUCCAAUGAUACAAACACAACGCGCGCGCUGUCUGAUCAGGGGCUAUUAACCGCACACACACACACACACACACACACACACACACACACACACACACACACACACACACACACACACACACACACACACACAGUACACACGCACUCACACAGUACACACGCACUCACACACGCGCACCGCACCGAGAACAGCAGAUAUUCCUGAGUGUCUCCUGCGGAAGACUGAACACGCACACACACACACACACACACACACACACACACACACACACACACACACACACACACACACACUCGCACCCAGAUGUUCAUCUGUCGCUUCUAUUUUUUACCCGGAGAGGAAAUAAUCCCAUUUCCGAGCAACAGAAAUGUUCAGUGAAUGUGAUGGAGCUGUGAAAAUGCUGGAUGAUCCGAUUCGCAAGGUCAUGGCCUGUUGAACACCAUUAGCCCUCAUCACGUCGGUCCAGCCAAGGUCAUCGCUUCCUUCGUGCUCCCGAUCCCCCUGUCCCUGUUUCCUCCUUAAACCUUGAGGCAGUCACGUAGUUCCGUGUGGGAAGGUGGUAUACCAUGGAAAACCUGAGUGAGCUGCAGAACCCUCUGCUUGACAAGAACAGCAAGCACGUGGUCAAAGUCGACUACGGCUACAGGAGUGACUUCCCCAGCAGCCAGUACCAGGAGAACAUCAUCAACUACUUUGUGACCAGCAGCGGAGGCAGAGGUGGAGGUGGAGGAGGAGACGGAGGAGGUGGUGGUAGUGUUGGAGGAGUCGGUGGUCAGGUUGGGGUCACGGCGAUGAACGGUAAAGCUAAGUCUCAGCUCCUGGAUGCCACUUCUCUCCACCUAGCAGUGGAAGCAUUUUACAAGCCCAACUUCAUCCUCUACAAGGAUGAGGUCACCAUCAAGGCCAAGGACUACAAAAGCGAGUGCUGCGAGACCACAUUUACUGAAAAGAAAGAGAAGGAUGUGUGCGUUGAGACUCCCAGCGCUGAAGAUUCACAGGCUAAGCUCCUGGACGAGAACGAAGUGAAGAUCCAGACCGUGUCCUAUGAAGUGGAGGAGGAGGAGUACGUCGAGUAUGAGACAGACUGCUCCAGCGACAGUGAGAGUGAAGAUAACUUCAUCGUCGUUCCUCCUCGUGAUCAUCUGGGCCUGGCCAUCUUCUCCAUGCUCUGCUGUUUCUGGCCUCUGGGCAUCGCAGCCUUCUACUUCUCUCAGGGGACCAGCAAAGCCGUGACGAAGGGCGACUUCUCAUUGGCCAGCAUCGCGUCACGGCGAGCUCUGUUCCUGGCUGCUCUGUCCAUCACCAUCGGCACCGGGGUGUAUGUGGGGGUCGUGGUGGCCCUCAUCGCCUACCUCUCUAAACCGGGGCAUAUAUAGCAGGAGUGAUCAGGGACCGGAAACUGCAGGAGCUCUGCACACUGACACCACUGACACACCCCGCUUCUCAUUUCCUUUUGCUCUGAGAGAGAGAGAGAGAGAGAGAGAGAGAGAGAGAGAGAGAGAGAGAGAGAGAGAGAGAGAGAGAGA
Tachysurus fulvidraco (yellow catfish) is the source of this 1666-nucleotide messenger RNA. It is a transcript of the gene syndig1l, whose product is annotated as synapse differentiation inducing 1-like. The record is from RefSeq and is a predicted model, not a curated record. Bases 707 to 1516 code for a protein of 269 amino acids. The transcript is spliced from 4 exons. NCBI's taxonomy places the organism in Eukaryota, Metazoa, Chordata, Actinopteri, Siluriformes, Bagridae. Gene Ontology annotation, cellular component: membrane; intracellular membrane-bounded organelle.